AUGACAGUUGCCACUGGAGAGCCCACAGAUGAAGCAUCAGCUUUUCCAGGUCACCCACAAGACAGUUAUGACCCCGAUCCUGAUCAUGAAUGUUGCGAGAGAGUUGUUAUUAAUAUUUCUGGCCUUCGCUUUGAAACGCAGCUAAAAACCUUAUCCCAAUUUCCUGAAACAUUGUUAGGAGAUCCCAAAAAGAGGAUGAGGUACUUUGAUCCACUGAGGAAUGAAUAUUUCUUUGAUAGAAACAGACCAAGUUUUGAUGCCAUCCUGUAUUAUUAUCAGUCUGGUGGCAGAUUAAGGAGACCUGUGAAUGUGCCCUUGGAUAUCUUCUCGGAGGAAAUUCGGUUCUAUGAACUUGGUGAAGAGGCCAUGGAGAUCUUUAGGGAGGAUGAAGGAUAUAUUAAAGAAGAGGAACGCCCUUUGCCCGACAAUGAGUUUCAGAAGCAAGUUUGGCUUCUCUUUGAAUAUCCUGAAAGCUCUGGCCCUGCUAGGAUUAUUGCCAUUAUAUCAGUUAUGGUGAUCUUAAUCUCGAUUGUGAGUUUUUGCCUCGAAACUUUGCCUGUUUUUAGGGACGAGAAUGAAGACAUGCAUGGGAGUGCUGUAAAUGUCCAUCCAUAUUCCAACAGCACACGCCGAUACCAACAAUCUAAUACCUUCACAGAUCCAUUCUUUAUUGUUGAGACACUUUGCAUCAUAUGGUUCUCCUUUGAGUUCUUGGUUCGUUUUUUUGCAUGUCCAAGCAAAGCUGGAUUUUUUACCAAUAUCAUGAAUAUCAUUGACAUAGUGGCUAUCAUUCCUUAUUUUAUAACUCUAGGUACAGAACUGGCAGAAAAAACUGAAGAUGGGCAACAGGGUCAGCAAGCAAUGUCCUUAGCAAUUCUUAGAGUAAUAAGACUGGUUAGAGUGUUUAGGAUCUUCAAACUUUCCCGACAUUCAAAGGGCCUUCAAAUUUUGGGUCAAACACUCAAAGCAAGUAUGAGGGAACUAGGUCUUCUAAUAUUUUUCCUCUUCAUUGGUGUGAUUCUUUUCUCCAGUGCUGUGUAUUUUGCAGAGGCUGAUGAGAGAGAUUCUCAGUUUCCCAGCAUCCCAGAUGCCUUCUGGUGGGCUGUGGUUUCCAUGACAACAGUAGGAUAUGGAGACAUGGUCCCUACAACAAUAGGUGGCAAAAUAGUAGGCUCCCUCUGUGCAAUUGCAGGCGUGUUAACCAUUGCCUUACCAGUUCCUGUAAUAGUGUCCAACUUCAACUACUUCUAUCACAGAGAGACAGAGGGCGAGGAGCAAGCACAAUAUUUGCAAGUAACCAGCUGUCCAAAGAUCCCUUCUUCCCCUGACCUUGAAAAAAGCAGAAGUGCCUCCACGCUAAGUAAAUCUGAUUACAUGGAGAUCCAAGAAGGAGUUAAUCAUAGCAGUGAAGAUUUUAGGGAAAAGAAUUUAAAAACUGCUAAUUGCACCUUAGGAAAUACAAACUAUGUAAAUAUAACCAAAAUGCUGACUGAUGUUUGA
Messenger RNA from Bufo bufo (common toad), 1500 nucleotides. RefSeq names its product potassium voltage-gated channel subfamily A member 2. Gene Ontology annotation, biological process: potassium ion transmembrane transport; protein homooligomerization. The coding region runs from base 1 to 1500 and encodes 499 amino acids. Gene Ontology annotation, molecular function: delayed rectifier potassium channel activity; protein binding. The record is from RefSeq and is a predicted model, not a curated record. Gene Ontology annotation, cellular component: dendrite; membrane; axon terminus. The transcript has a single exon. Lineage: Eukaryota; Metazoa; Chordata; Amphibia; Anura; Bufonidae.